UUCAACUAAAUUAAAACAAACAUAUAUAUUAGAACAAUUUGAUAUAUUUAUAGCACUGUUUUACAAUUCUAUGAAAUGCCAAAUGGGAAAAUGGGACCAUCAAGAAGUAAUGAAUGGACUUGCUGUUUUGGAAUUCAUGUUCGAACUGCAACUGUUAUGAUUGGAAUGUGGCACUUGUUUUUAAACGUGUUGACAUUAGGAAUAUUAGCUGCAAUAAUCCGAAAUCCAUAUAUGAUGAAGGAAUUUGAAAAUGGUCAUGAUGAUUAUGACGUUCGAUUGGAGACGCUUCCAACUCCAUUACUUUAUCGCGAUUAUUCGCUUAAUUAUCAGAAAGUUGAUUUGGGCUGCAUUUGUAUGAUCGCUAUUUCAUUGAUGUUAAUUUACGGUUCUAUUAAAUAUAAGCCAUCUCAUUUACUGCCCUUCUUCUGUCUUCAACUAUUUGAUUUUGCAAUAACAACUUUGACUGCUGCUGGUUAUUUGUGUUACUUAAGAUCUAUUCAUCGACGAGAGCCAUCAGUUUUAAACUUUAAAGUAUUACCGGACUAUGAAGAAACACUCUCACAAAGUAUGAAAAAACAACCACCGCCAAGCUAUUAUAAAAUUGCAAUAAUGCCAAAUCAAUUGGUUCCCAAUUUGAAUACGAAUGAAAACCAGUCAAUGCAUCUUAUGAAGAAAAUGAAAAUCGUGCAUCUAUUACAUCGCAAAUUUCUUUGGCCACAACUGGUACAAAACCUAAUCCUACAUGGCGCUACGAAAGACCGUAAAAUCAACAUUAGAGAGACAAAAAACGCUUUUUUACCGCUUUUACUACAUUUCAACGUUGAAAAAUGUAACGUUUUGGUGGUCAUUUUCAUUUUAAAUAGAAAGUUUAUGAGUAGAUUCCACACUCCACCACAUAAUAUGAAUCUUUUGAGACUUUUAAUUUUGUAUUUCAAUUCAAAUGAUUCAUUUGCCGCAGAAAAAAUAAUAAACUAUGUGUUUAGAAAUAGAUUUUUCUGAUUUUAGUUUCAGCAGCUAACAUUCCAAGGAAUAAUUUGUAAUGCAAAUAAAAUGUCUUACAUCCGUAAGAUGAACUUUUCCGCACUGUGA
This is a messenger RNA of Contarinia nasturtii (swede midge), 1089 nucleotides long. RefSeq lists its product as uncharacterized. Gene Ontology annotation, cellular component: lysosomal membrane. The record is from RefSeq and is a predicted model, not a curated record. The coding region runs from base 76 to 999 and encodes 307 amino acids. The transcript is spliced from 8 exons. NCBI's taxonomy places the organism in Eukaryota, Metazoa, Arthropoda, Insecta, Diptera, Cecidomyiidae.